Oryzias latipes (Japanese medaka) is the source of this 1195-nucleotide messenger RNA. RefSeq names its product Solute carrier family 51 subunit beta. Gene Ontology annotation, biological process: bile acid and bile salt transport. Gene Ontology annotation, molecular function: transmembrane transporter activity; protein heterodimerization activity. The record is from RefSeq and is a predicted model, not a curated record. Lineage: Eukaryota; Metazoa; Chordata; Actinopteri; Beloniformes; Adrianichthyidae. Gene Ontology annotation, cellular component: plasma membrane.
CUCCCUCUGAACUUUGAAAGGUUUCUGUCCCAGACCUCUGUGAACAGUUGCAGUCCUCCUCCUCUCCUGGGACAGACGCACAGCCAAAACAUGCGUCCUGCCUGGAUCCUGAUGUCCUUCCUGCUGUCAGGAGGACGAGCAUUCAUGAUCUACAGCAGCGAGCACAGUCUGUGUCUGGAGGAUUCAGGCACGAGAGAAGUCCAGCUGAAGAGGUGCAGCCCGGACUCGGAGUCUCAGCAGUGGCUGUGGGUCAACCAGAGCAUGCUGAUGUCUGCAGCUACGUCCAGAUGUUUGUACACUCGGUGGAGUGAUGAUGUAGUGCAGAUGCGGCCCUGUCGUGGUCCGGAUCCAGCUGGAUUAGAGUGGGACUGUCACAAAGGCAGGCUGAUUAGUAGAAAAACCUCGCUGCUGCUGACUGCCAGUGGCCAGCAGGUGAUCCUCUCGCAGCAGGGCAAACUCUCAAUGUGGAAAUCUCUGGAUGAGGAGGACUUCUGUAAGGAAAGACUCAGACUUCGGAGGGCAUCUAAUGACCCGCACCAAAGUGACUAUGAGGAGGAUGUGGAGGAGGUGACAGACAAGAGGGGGGGCAUGACUGAGGAGCAACGACAAUUUCUCCGCUGGUUUUACCGUAAAGAGGACUCCACAAUGUGGAAAUUUGUCUUGCUGGGACUUUCCUUCAUCUGUCUUCUGUUUGGAUUCCUGCUGCUGGGAAUGGGAGCCAUGGCAAACAAGAGCCGAAAAAAGAUAGCAAAAUACAAAGCAGCCGCAGCCCGUAGGCAGAAAGAUGAAGAGCUGCAAGACAGUUCAGGGAUCAGCGACAAUGGUAAACCAUCACAUGGCGGACCGCCACACUCUUCCACAUUCAACAGGGAGACUGAUGAGCUCAAAGCAGGGAGCAUCGUGGUGACAUGGAAGGAUGGCAACACUUCCUGCCUGUACUCUGAUCCCAUAGAGGAGAAACAGAAGGAAGAGGAGCAGACAGAAAGGCUGGUGCUUGAACAAGAGGGAGAUGAUGAGAAAACAGAAUGAAAACACAGAGAAAUGAUAAAACCCCACAUUAUGAUCAUAUAAAGUCAUAUAAUGUAACAAAAAUAUGUAAAUAUAUUCCAUUUGAAUUGAUUAUUUUGUCGUCACAUCAAACCUUUUGUUGUUGUUCAAUGCUUCAAUUCCUCAUUAAAUCAUUUUGUCUCACUGC